Messenger RNA from Mustela erminea (ermine), 7816 nucleotides. It is a transcript of the gene RAB3C, whose product is annotated as RAB3C, member RAS oncogene family. The record is from RefSeq and is a predicted model, not a curated record. Gene Ontology annotation, biological process: protein localization to plasma membrane; protein secretion; regulation of exocytosis. Gene Ontology annotation, molecular function: GTP binding; GTPase activity. The transcript has 5 exons. The coding region runs from base 335 to 1012 and encodes 225 amino acids. Gene Ontology annotation, cellular component: synaptic vesicle; plasma membrane; endosome. NCBI's taxonomy places the organism in Eukaryota, Metazoa, Chordata, Mammalia, Carnivora, Mustelidae.
CAGCGCUUGUGUGUGCGCUCUAAUGACGGUAGAAGGUGCUUGGGGGAGGGCCUCGGGGAGGGGCCGCCCAGCGCAAUCGCGCCCCUGGCACUUGCUAAGAGAUUCUCAGCCUUUUCUCCGCAGCUGGCACUUGAAGACUCCACGCUUUCCCUCCAGAGGAAAGAAGCCAUCUAUCUAAAUCAGCUGUUCUCUCCACGUCCCUCGUUUCUCUCUCCGCCAGUCGCCACCCCCACCCCUUCCAUUGUGUUGUGCGUUUAGCUCUGCUUCCUGUGUAAGACCCUAACCUCAUUUGUAGGAGCGGGCGUUACUGAGAAUUUCGGAUCCUCGAGUUGCAAUGGAGCUGUACGGAAAGAUGGCCUCUUCCCAAGAUGCCCGGUAUGGCCAGAAAGACUCCUCUGAUCAGAACUUUGACUACAUGUUCAAAUUGCUCAUCAUCGGCAAUAGCAGUGUGGGGAAAACAUCUUUCCUGUUCCGUUAUGCAGAUGACUCCUUUACAUCCGCAUUUGUCAGCACAGUGGGGAUCGAUUUCAAAGUAAAAACUGUAUUCAAAAAUGAAAAGAGAAUCAAGCUUCAGAUUUGGGACACAGCUGGCCAGGAAAGAUACAGGACUAUCACCACAGCCUAUUACCGUGGGGCCAUGGGCUUUAUUUUAAUGUAUGACAUCACAAAUGAAGAAUCCUUCAAUGCAGUACAAGAUUGGUCAACUCAAAUCAAAACAUACUCUUGGGAUAAUGCCCAGGUUAUCCUGGUUGGGAACAAAUGUGACAUGGAAGACGAGCGGGUCAUUUCAACAGAAAGAGGCCAACAUUUAGGAGAACAGCUUGGGUUUGAAUUUUUUGAAACAAGUGCCAAGGAUAACAUUAAUGUCAAGCAGACAUUUGAGCGUCUUGUGGAUAUCAUCUGCGACAAAAUGUCCGAGAGUUUGGAGACGGAUCCGGCCAUCACUGCCGCCAAGCAGAACACAAGACUCAAGGAAAGCCCUCCUCCGCCACAGCCCAACUGUGGCUGUUAAUGUCCCCCCCACAACACACACACAGGCAGCUGGAGGGGGCCCAUCACCAACCAACAGCGUUUAUAAAUGGUCGAUUAACCUUCAUUUCUACUGCCUAGUAAUUAUUUGAGGGAAAUCUUUGAUGUCAAUGGCUCAUACGCAUUCAAUUCGUGGAAGAUUUCCCGUGUUAAUAUGUGGCAAAUAUGUGAUCUCAAAUUUGUAAGGACUAUCCAUCUAUAAACAUCUGAUAUUUGCAUGUAAUUUGUUACUCGUCUUUGUAGGCUCUUUUUGUUUCAGAUUUCUUCUCAAAAUUAAGCUACUGCUGGGACCUCAGACUGUAAUUUCACUACCACUGAAUUUCGUGCCUCGGGUUCAAAUUUGCGAUUCACUUGUAAGGAUGAUAACCAAGGAAUUGCUUGUAUGGGGCUGGGGGUGGGUGGGUGCGGGUAAGAGGAGAUCUCAGGAGCCCAUCAUGGGUCCCAUCAGUUUAACUGUUCAGGAAAUGUGUCUGGUUUUCAGUCUUACUAAUAACUAAGGAGACCACUGACUAUAAAUAAAUAGGAAUACUGUAUUUGAAACCCUUGCAAAUUUUCUUAGAGAUUAAAUCUAGUUCCAGUUUAAUCCACCUUCUUAAUUUAGUUAUGUACAUAAACAGUGACCCUAAUGCAGGGCUCUUGGUGCCACUAUUUCUGCCCAAUGUUUGGAAUAUUUGAGGACAGACAGACAGAAUGACAGGCAUCAGCUCAAGGCAUUACGUAAGAAGGCUUUAAGCCAAGAAGAGUAGGAAUGGCUGCAGACUUCUCAAAGGACUGACUUUCCCCAUUCCUUAGUAACUGCCUCCCACUAUACACACACCAUCCCCACCGGCUUUCUGGAACCAUCACUCAAGCAUGGAAUAGAGAUGAAUUUGAAGUUUGUUAGAGCCCCUCUUCCUGUGGGAUAGACGCUUGCUUCCACAACCAGUGCCUUCUGUUCACCCCUCACCUUACUUCUUUUACUCAAUAGAUUAAUUUUUAAAAAUCCCAAUGGCUCUAAAGUUGAGGAAAAGAAUUUUUAUCUGUAGUCUUUUUCAAUCCCAUUGUUCCCAAUUAUAAAGCAUCUCCACCUGCAUUCUGUAAGUUUUACAGGUGCUUACCUUACUGAGAGAACACUCUUUAGAGUUAAGAAAAGUUGAACCAACACUUUAGGACACCAGAAGCAAUUGAGUGGGGACAGGGGGAGAAAACAUUCGAAUACCCUCAUUUUUUUCUCCCAGAUUUUCUAAGACCAUCUGAGAAUAACAAGCCCCCAGAUCUCACCAGCUGUUCUAAUUGAGCUGCCGAAGGAAACUGGCAUCCUUAACAGUGCAGUAUACUAGACUUGAGGAAGGCAGCAGGCACAGACUGGUGGAUUUAGAAGGACAGUUUCAUUAGGGUGAUUUUUCUUGUUGCCCUGCAUUGGUGGUUAUGUUCAAGAAUUUUUUUCCUCUUUCCAUAACUAGACACAGUUCCUGGGAAAGUUUUGGGUAUAAGUCUCUGGAGCAAGGUUACUGGUAGGUAAGUGUGUUGUGGGAUAAUAACCAUCUCCAAGUCAAGGAACUAGGUUGUAUACAUUAUUACUAAGUUAGAUGAAACUUACAGAAGAGUACAUGCGGGAUGUUUUCAACAAACCCAGGUCAUUUCUCACCUUGAGCUUAAAACCCAUGCAUUUGUAAUCAGUCUCCACUUUGGCAUCCUGCAAGGCAGGCCUGAGUAUGUUUUACAUUUUAAUAGACCAAUGAACUUCAAAAAUCGCAGAACUUUCAGUGAAGGGCAGGACAAAGCAAGGGUGGCAAACAAAGCAGACCGGUUUGCAACAGAAGCCUAUUUGCAUGAAAAAACAGUAUUUCUGUAACCACCUCAACAUGUGGGCAGGAUCAAGGUCAAAGUUGUUAAAACUCACUUGUUUAAUUUUGUAUGAAACAAUGAGGCCAAGAAAAGUUUCCUCGCCUCUGAGUCCCAUUCCCAUGUAUAAUGCAGAUGUCAAGGACUUAAGUAUGAUGUUCAGAGGGCUCUUACAAGCCCCUUCCUCUAUGGAGUAUUGUAUAGGGGCAAGCAAAAUCAAGGUGAGAAGAGUGGAAGGUCAAGAGGUGUGUUUUACUUUUGUGUAAACCCCUUCCCUGAAGAGAUCAUUGCAAAUGACAUUAAUGACAUUAAUUGGCUCUACAACCAAAAAACGAAGUCAGAAGCCUAUGUCACAUGUAGGUGUCAGGCAUGCCUACGCUGAACUACUUUAAUUCCAGUCAGGGAAGCAUGAGGGCAAGUGUCAAAGCCAAAGAACUUUGGAUACUUUCCGUUUUCCAGCCCUCAUUGGAAGUGGAUGAAACUUCCUAGUUCAUUCUCUGUUCCAAAGCUCCCAUGCUGGUGUGAAUUUCACUGAGAAGUUUCCAGAAUGGAUUGUCACAGAGCUCAGGUAAAUGCACACCUACAGUCCUGCUAUAAAGCUUGUGGGAAGAGAAAACUCUCUAUUCCUCAUUUCAUGAAGAGAUUUUAGUUUUAAAGUUAAAUUUUUGUUGUAAGAGGUAAAGCCACAGUGUGGUUUUCUUGUCAUCAAACUAUUAAAACUUGUAGCUAUGUAACUGCAAGGUUUUUUUAGCCUUUUUGCACCAACACACACACAUAUACACACUUAACCUCCUACAUUGUCUCCAACUCCCACUAUAGCCUAAAUAACCACAAGUCAUUUUUACCAACGGCCUAACUAUAUUUGUAUUUUAAAGAUGAAGAUACCUUAAAGUACAUGCUUGUGUAAAUGUGUACACUCUUUAACACCCAUCUUCUAUUGUAUGAUUCAAUUAUUUUUCAAGAAUGAAUUUCUCUGCUGCCCACCUUCUCACCACCCUCACCCCUGCAGUUUUUUAGAGACAAACCCUGAUUGUUGAGCAAAUACUUCCAAGAGCUUUGGUGUUGGUACCUUCCUUUCCAUUCUUCAUGCAAUUGAAAACCUAGACUGGAAAAUUCUGCAUGUAUUCAGCGAACAUCAGAGUGGAUGGGCAUUUGGUGUUGGGGAAUGUGAAUGGAUGUAGAAGGUGCAUGACCUUUCUGAAGUCCUAAGAUGGCAGUUUAAGUGCCACAUCCCAUGGUUCAGGAACCCAAGAACAAUUGCUUCUGAACGGUAGCUCAGUUCAUUGCUGCCUCCCUCUCCUCCUCCCUCUCCCCUUCCCAGAACAACUUCUACUGCCUUGGUGAACCUGUCAGUAGAUUCUAAGAGUUCCCGCUGAGGUUCACUUCAAGUCAGUAUCCCUUUGCUGCCUGGUAACUGAGUGCUAAGAUUGUUAUCUCUCAGGUGAGCGAUGAUGCCUUUAGUGAUGCCUUCAGUCAUAGCAGAAAACUGCCGCAUGGUUAUGAUAAAUGUGAAGCAUAAAUUCUAAAAAUUAUAACCAAACUAAUCCAAAACCCCUAUCUACCCAAAUACAUAGUGAGUAUGGACACUGCACCUACUUCACUCUUAUCCAGAUGAGUUCCAGUCCUUUUGUUGAGCACAUGACUCCUUUUCCAGGGACCAAUUCGAACUAAUUCUAUGUCUAUGCUGAACGCAGACUUUCAUGUAUUUUUUAAAGUAAAAUAUUCCAUUAUCAACUGAACUUCCAUAAAGCGACCUGAGUUUCCAAGUGUGGUAGUGUGUUCCCAGAGGCUCAUCAUGAUGGGCUCGGGUUGCUGUGUAUCUUAGUGCACAGGGAGGAUGUUCUCUGCCUCCUGAGGCUGACCAGGUAGCAUUUGUCAGACUGUAUUUAAAAUGUCUCCAGACUCUACCAAGCUCUCUCAAGGCUGAGGUAACCGCUGCAGGUGAAAAACUGUGAGCUAAAUCUGACCGUGUAGUCAGGACUAAAACCCUUUCCAGACCAAAAAGUGUUAAACAUUUGCAUCUACUGUUGGAAUGCUCAACCAGGUGUUGUUGGUGAGGAAUACUUAGGAGGUGGCCUUUCUUUUGUCUGAAGGUUCCUCUCUCUGUAACUUAGGGACAUUGCAUGACUGGUAACUCAAACCUUCUGUUCCUCUGUGUGUAUGCUCACCCAGUGUGCUAGGUCAGGGUAGCAUGUGAGCCGCUUGACCCUCGUGGCCUUUUUCACCCCCCCACCCCCCACCAGAAGAUGCCACCUCCACGGCACAGUUUCAUUUUGCCCAUUUGUGUCGACUACCUACACUUGCAUGGUUUCCUAGUAAGUUGGGGAAGUCCUUCCACUGAGCUGAACCAGUAGGAUCAGCUUUCUGGACUGCUUUGUAUUUAAAGUCAUUUUUUGACCAAAGCCCCUUAAAGACAUAAACAUGUUUCUUAUUCGGGAAGGAAUUGGAACAAAUUGGAUCAAAGACAAAGUUUAUGAUGACCAGAAACAAAACAAAACCUGUUCUCCCUAUAAUGUACCUACAGGGCUCCAGAUUAUAGAAAUACAGGAAAUACAGUAUCCCCUAAGAGGGCAGCAACAAGGUCCAGGGAAUUUAUCUAAAAUAUAUGUACCUAUUGUUAUUGCUAUUUCAUGAAUAAAUGUAGUUUGUCUGGAAGACCUUUACAGAAAUGCCUGAUACUCCAGCAAACAAAUAAUUCCUUUUGGUAGAUUUAAAUAUUUACACUUGGGCCACCUACAUGGUGUUGUCCCUUUACACACACACACACACACACACACACACACACAUCUUUUUAUAAAGGGAAAUUUUCAUAUAUGGUGCUUUCUCAGCACCAGGGAAAAAGGAGCUUUUGCUGUGUGCCAACUGUAACUAAAACAUUUUGUUUAAAAAGAUCUACAAAAUAGAUACUUUACACUGAUUUGUAUGUUUGCACACAUAAUUUUCAUCAAAAAUAGAGAAAAAUGCAUUUUGCUAAUGUUCUAGGCAAAAAAAAAAAAAAAAAAGAGUUCGAAACCUCUCUCAGAACACCUAGCUGGGAGACAAACUGAACUUUCCAGUUAUGGUUCUCUUUUCCACUUCCUGAUACUAUUUUUCAUUACAGUUUUUAAAGCAGUUUCCUCUCACUGAACGACAGGACUAAGAACAGGAGAUGAGACUCAAAAUUUCACCAUUUACCUGCCAUCAGUACCAUUAUUGGUGGAGUUUCCACCAGUCAGUUUCUGCUGAAGUGAGGUUGGUGGUUUACCUGUGUAUUUUCAUUCACUUGUGCUCGUACUUUCCUUCGUAGUGGACAACUGAGAGUUGGCUGUGGGUUAUUAUUAUUAUUAUUAUUAUUAUUAUUAUUGGCCAUAUUUCCAUAUUCACGUUUGGGGUAGGGAUUGCUUAGGUUCACGAAUGCUGUUCUUAAGGGCACAAAUGGAACAUGAGCCACACAGGCACCCAGCCUUUCAGGGAUGUGAGCGUGACAUACACCUGUCUAGUGGUUCCAUGCUCCUCAUACAAGUGAAACUGGGUAUUGUUUGCUGUGUCAGUAGGAUGGUUUUCCCUGCAUUGUUUCAUCAGCCCUAGGAUGUAUGCUAAAUGAAAACUUCCUGUAAUUCCUGUUACUAUAUUGUUGAUGUCAGACGUGAUGUGAUACCGUUGGACUGUCCAAAUGUACAACUAUUUAAUGGUGUUUGUGGAACUGAAAUGUCUUAAAUGUUGCAUGAAAAUAUGUUAUAAAAAUAGACUUGUUUUCUAUUUUUCAACACCUCAUAAUUGAGGGUUCAUGGGCCAAUAAGUGCAAUAUUUAAUGACUUACUCAGUGUAUAUAAACUAGCGUGAAAGAGUGAAUUAUAAUGAAUGUGUGAGAUGCUUUGAUGGCUGUGUAACUUAUUCAAAUUAUUUCUUGUAGCUGUAUUUGUCUAGUGGUGCAAUUUAUACAGUAAAUAUACCUUAUUGGUGUCAUGUGAAACUCCUCCGUGCCUAUUUCAAAAGUAAUUUUUUUCCUAUAAAACCAAACACUUAGUAUCUGCAAAUAUAUGUCAAUUUUGCGCUUUAGAAUUGUGGAUUUUAUUUUUAAGACAGAAUGGAUGUUCAUUUAUUUUAUAUAGGCAUUCCUUUCUUAAAUCCAGAAAUCUCUUAAAAGAAGCUAAUUUAGAUACCUAAGAAAAAAUAUGCACAUAAGGUAAAGUCUUAUUUAUUCUUCUCAGAAAUGCUGAUUACGUGUUCUAAGAAUUUUUCUUCUUGCAUUUGUGUGUUUAUUUUGUUGUUCAGCCUUGUAUUUUGUUUGCAAAGUGAACAUUGUCAACCCUGGGGAUUCUAAAAUAUUGAUGUCUUUUUAAGUUGUAGUUAAUGUUAUAUUCACUUUCAAUUCUCAAUUGUCCACACUGGUGAUAUAGGAGAAACAAAAGUCAGAAUUCUUAAGUUGCUUUGGUAUUUCGACAGAAACUCCUAAACUCAUCCUCAAACCCCCUUGGUUAAUCUUGUAAUUGGUGUCCUAGGACUUAAGUGAGAUGCAAAAUUAAAAAAAAAAAAAAUAGGCCUGGGUGCUGGAUUACUAAAAACUCUUUAAGUGUUUAUUUAUAUGAAAUUUGAAGUGGGUCACCUACCUUAAAUUCCUAUCUGCCAUUUUAACUUUAAAAGUAAAGCACUCAUUUUAAUACUGUGCUUUGCCUUUUCAUUUAGUUAGCAGAGUAAAUCAUGAUACCAUUAGGAAGAAAGGUUAUGACUUGUUCACUUGGUUUUAGAUAACUGUGGCCAUCUGUACAUCAUAAGAAGCCUUCCACUCUUUCUACAGCAGUGGCCUGAAACUGACAGGUGAGGCUGUGCCAAUCAUAUUAAAUGGCUUUGGGCUACCAUCAGUAAUGUGUGGCCCUAUUUUAAAUAUGAUAGCAUGAAAUUUGUACUCAGUUCUCAAACUGACUGAAAAAGUCAUGUGAAUGUGGGAGAAGCAGGGAGAUUACGGAUGACUUUGUGCCAAAUU